AUGCUGGAGCAAAUCAUAAAUUCAGGUUACUAUUACCUGAAUUUGGUGAGCAGCGAGUAUUCGACGCCGAUAUGGGCUGUUCUGACCGCCGGAUUUUCCGUCGUAGUCACUCUCACCCUUUCGGUUUACCUCCUUUUCGAGCAUCUGUCCAUGUACAAGAACCCCGAGGAGCAAAAGUUUUUGAUUGGAGUGAUAGUGAUGGUACCAUGUUAUGCUGUUGAAUCAUUUGUGUCCUUGGUAAAGCCAGCAAUUAGCGUCCAUAUUGGAAUCCUUCGUGAUUGCUACGAAUCCUUUGCCAUGUACUGCUUUGGGAGGUACCUAGUUGCUUGUUUAGGUGGAGAUGAGAGGACAAUUGAAUUUAUGGAGAGGGAAGGACGGGCAAGUGUAAAAGCUCCCUUACUGGAUCAUGGCUCUGAAAGGGGAAUUGUAAAGCAUCCCUUCCCGUUGAAUUUAUUCCUAAAGCCUUGGAAACUUAGUGGGUGGGUUUAUCAGGCCAUCAAGUUUGGAAUUGUUCAAUAUAUGAUUAUAAAAGCAUUCACAGCUAUUUCAGCAGUAAUUCUUGAAGCAUUUGAUGUAUAUUGUGAAGGAGACUUCAAAUGGAACUGUGGGUACCCAUACAUGGCUGUGAUUUUAAAUUUCAGUCAAUCGUGGGCAUUGUAUUGCUUAAUUCUUUUUUAUACCAUUACAAAAGAUGAAUUAGCGCACAUCAAACCAUUGUACAAGUUCUUGACAUUCAAGUCAAUUGUGUUCUUAACUUGGUGGCAAGGUGUUGCUAUAGCUCUUCUUUAUGCUAUUGGUUUAUUUAAAAGUCCAAUAGCUCAGUCACUGCAGUUCAAGUCAAGCGUUCAGAACUUCAUUAUUUGUAUUGAGAUGGGCAUUGCUGCUGCAGUUCACCUUUAUGUUUUCCCGGCAAAGCCUUACGAGUAUAUUGGAGAUCAUUUUUCGGGAAGUGUUGCAGUUCUCGGAGAUUAUGCCUCGGUUGAUUGCCCUUUAGAUCCAGACGAGGUGAGGGACAGUGAACGUCCGACAAAAUUUCGUCUUCCACAACCAGACACCAAAACUAGGAGUGGGACCGCCAUUCGAGAAAGUGUUCGGGAUGUUUUUCUUGGUGGGGGCGAAUACAUUGUGAACGACGUCAAGUUCACAGUGACCCAAGCGGUUGAGCCGGUCGAGAAGGGGCUCAACAAAUUCAACCAGAAACUGCACAAGAUCUCGGAGAACAUAAAGAGGCACGAAAAGGGGAGACGAACGAGAGAUGACAGCUGUAUCGCCACGUCAUCAUCUGCAAGGAAGGUCAUAAGGGGAAUAGACGACCCACUACUCAACGGGAGCACGAGCGAUAGCGCCAGCUCGAGAAGAAAGAAACACCACCGCCGAAAGUCGGGUUACACGAGCGAAAGUGGCAAUGAAAGCAGUAGUGACUUGACUUACAGUGGCUAUAUGAUUCGAGGCCGUAGAUGGGUCGUCAAGGAUUAG
Striga hermonthica is the source of this 1476-nucleotide messenger RNA. The record is from the annotation of a GenBank genome assembly. NCBI's taxonomy places the organism in Eukaryota, Viridiplantae, Streptophyta, Magnoliopsida, Lamiales, Orobanchaceae.